AGCGCCUCCCCGGUGUCCUUGCCCAGCACCACGAAGACGCGGCUGUUGGGCGGCUCGUCCAGGCACUCGGCCGACAGCCGAAAUCCGCUGCUCUCCUCCAUGGCGUGGCCGCCGCCGCCGCCGCCGCCGCCGCCCCCGCCGCCGGCACCAUGGCGGCGGACGCCGGCCUCGACGUGGCGGCGGUGGAAAGUUUCCUCGACAGACACCCGGAGCUGGUGGAGAAGUGGCUGAAGAGGAGAAACUCGGUGCCCAAGGCGCCCGCGGGCGGCCCGUCGGAGGAGCGGCGGGGCGGCCCCGGCGGCGGCGGCUGGGGCAGCGCGGGCGGCCCCGGCGGCGCGGGGCUGCAGCGGCGGGCGUCCCACAAGGAGCUGCGGAAGAGCUUCGCCCGCUCCAAGGCCAUCCACGUCAACCUCACCUACGACGAGCAUGUGCACGCCCGGGCGCAGGAGCCGCUGAGCAGCGUGCGGCGGCGGGCCCUGCUGCGGAAGGCCAGCUCCUUGCCCCCCACCACCGCGCACAUCCUCAGCGCCCUGCUCGAGUCCCGCGUCAGCCUGCCCCAGUACCCCCCGCCCGCCCUGGACUACAAGCGCUACCUCAAGGAGCACAACGAGCGGCAGUUCUUCCUGGAGCUGGUCAAGGACAUCUCCAACGACCUGGACCUCACCAGCCUCAGCUACAAGAUCCUCAUCUUCGUCUGCCUCAUGGUGGACGCCGACCGGGGCUCCCUCUUCCUCGUGGAGGGGGCGGCAGCCGGCAAGAAGAGCCUGGUCUCCAAGUUCUUCGACGUGCACGCCGGCACCCCACUGCUGCCCUGCGGCUCCACCGAGAACAGCGACGAGGUGCAGGUGCCCUGGGGCAAGGGCAUCAUCGGCUACGUGGCGGAGCACGGAGAGACGGUCAACAUCCCCGACGCCUACCAGGAUCGGCGCUUUAAUGAUGAGAUUGACAAACUCACUGGAUACAAGACCAAGUCACUCUUAUGCAUGCCCAUAAGAAACAGUGAUGGAGAAAUUAUUGGCGUUGCCCAAGCAAUAAAUAAGACUCCUGGAGGUGCCCCCUUUUCUGAUGAUGAUGAAAAAGUGAUGCAGAUGUAUCUCCCAUUCUGCGGGAUUGCCAUAUCGAAUGCCCAGCUGUUUGCAGCUUCAAGGAAGGAGUACGACAGAAGCAGGGCUUUGCUGGAAGUAGUGAAUGACCUCUUCGAAGAACAGACUGACUUAGAGAAAAUUGUCAAGAAAAUUAUGCAUCGGGCCCAAACCCUACUGAAGUGUGAAAGGUGUUCCGUAUUGCUUCUAGAAGAUAUCGAGUCACCAGUGGUGAAAUUUACAAAAUCCUUUGAGUUGUUAUCUCCAAAAUGCAGUGCUGAUACUGAAAACAGUUUCAAAGACAGUGUGGAGAAAUCAUCGUCUUACUCUGACUGGCUAAUAAAUAAUAGCAUUGCUGAGCUUGUAGCUUCCACGGGUCUCCCAGUGAAUAUCAGCGAUGCUUAUCAGGAUCCCCGCUUUGAUGCUGAAGCUGACCAGAUUUCUGGCUUUCACAUAAGGUCUGUUCUGUGUGUCCCUAUAUGGAAUAGCAACCACCAAAUAAUCGGGGUAGCUCAAGUGCUGAACAGGCUUGAUGGGAAACCCUUUGAUGAUGCUGACCAGCGACUGUUUGAGGCUUUUGUUAUUUUUUGUGGCCUCGGCAUCAACAAUACAAUUAUGUAUGACCAAGUGAAGAAAUCCUGGGCAAAACAGUCUGUGGCUCUUGAUGUGUUAUCUUAUCAUGCAACUUGUUCAAAGGCAGAAGUGGAUAAAUUUAAGGCAGCAAACAUCCCUCUGGUGUCAGAGCUUGGCAUUGAUGACAUCCAUUUUGAUGACUUCUCACUUGAUGUGGAUGCCAUGAUUACUGCAGCCCUGCGGAUGUUCAUGGAACUUGGAAUGGUUCAGAAAUUUAAAAUUGACUACGAGACGCUGUGUAGGUGGCUUUUGACGGUUAGGAAGAAUUAUCGAAUGGUUUUAUACCACAACUGGAGGCAUGCUUUUAACGUGUGUCAGCUAAUGUUUGCCAUGUUAACUACAGCAGGAUUUCAGGAGAUUUUGACUGAAAUUGAAAUUUUAGCUUUGAUUGUGGGAUGCUUAUGUCACGACCUUGACCACAGGGGAACCAACAAUGCCUUCCAAGCCAAGAGCGGAUCAGCCUUAGCUCAGCUCUACGGCACCUCUGCUACCUUGGAGCACCACCAUUUCAAUCAUGCUGUCAUGAUUCUCCAAAGUGAGGGUCACAACAUCUUUGCUAACUUGUCCUCUAAGGACUACAGUGACCUUAUGCAGCUUCUAAAGCAAUCGAUAUUGGCAACAGACCUCACUCUGUAUUUUGAGAGAAGGACUGAGUUUUUUGAACUUGUCAGUAAAGGUGGUUAUGAUUGGAAUAUAAAAAAACAUCGAGAAAUAUUUCGAUCAAUGCUAAUGACAGCCUGUGACCUUGGAGCUGUGACCAAACCGUGGGAGAUUUCAAGACAGGCGGCUGAGCUGGUAACCAGUGAGUUCUUUGAACAAGGGGACAGAGAAAGAUCUGAACUGAAGCUCACCCCAUCAGCCAUUUUUGAUCGGAACAGGAAAGAUGAACUACCCAGGUUGCAGCUCGAGUGGAUUGAUAGCAUCUGCAUGCCAUUGUAUGAGUCUCUAGUGAAGCUGAAUGCGAAACUGAAGCCUAUGCUGGACUCUGUGGCAGUAAACAGAGGUAAAUGGGAGGAGCUGCACCAAAAAAGACUUCCUUCUCAGGCAGCAUCCUCAACCUCCUUUUCCUCUAGCUUUACCGUGUCUCUCAAAGACAUAAAUUAAGCCUGCAAAUGUCAAUGUCUAUUUAUGAUAAAAGCUGUCUGAAAGGCUACCGUAAGCUUUGGCACACCAUUUUUUUUAAGAAAUGCUUUCAGAGACAUGCUUAAUUGAUCUGGUAUUAUCUUGAUGGCAGCCUAGUUUGCUUUUACUCGGAGGUUUAGUCAGUCUGAAGGGAAGGCCUGCGGGUGAGAUCGCGCUGGUUUCCGAAAUGACAUGGAAGACAGCACAAGAAGCAUUCAUUCAGCUCCGCUCCAUUUCAACUGCUGCUGUAAAAAUCUGUAAAGCUGACAACAGACUGAAAUAUAAGAACUUACAGCUUAAUAAAAUUAAUAAUACAGAGCAGAACUGGGAUGCAAGCUGGUCAAUUCACAUGCAAGGAGCUGCAGGAAAACAGAAUAGUAUGUAAUUACAUUGUUGUUUUGCAUCUCUUCAGUACAUGUUAUGAAUCAAUUAUGCCUGCUUUUGUGGUGUUCCUCUCUCACUCUUCCCUCCUCUUUUAUGCCUGGGUGUUCUGAAAAGCCUGCUUUGUAUUCUAAAGAAGUAUUUUUUUACAACAAAGCUUCUUAGUGAUUGAUCAGGGCCUUUAGAAUUGCCUACCUUUGCUACAUUUAAAAACAAACUUUAUUAUCUUUAAAAAUACCAAUCUGUCCCUGCUUCCCUGAGAAAGUCGUAUUAACAAUGCAGUAAAUUUCUCAGCAAGGGGAAGCUUGCAUAAAGGCAAAAUAUUGCAUGGUAAUUUUAGAAGGUUGUUGUUUGUUUGUUAGUUUUUAAAUACUCCUUUAACCCAUUUUUUUAAAUUACAGUGUCCCCUAAGGAAAAAAAUAAUGGGCUUCAAUGAAAAUAGAAUAAAAAUAAAAAAAGGAAAUCUGCUGCCUUAUGCUUCAGGUUUAUAUUAUAUUGAAAACUGGACCAUGGAUAAGCCUUUCUAGUAUAAUCUGCAGCUGAAAUGAUUAUUUUUGAAAUGGUGGAGAGAAAGAAUAUCGUUGGACUGACUACCUCUUCUGCAGUUCUUUCAGUACAAUUUAAGAUGGUUAUGAUUACAGCUAGUGCAGUCCUAGAGUCACACAUAGACAUCUGCGGUAGAGGGGUUCAUUAAAGUUUAAUCAAACACAAUAGGUCACAAAACCAAAUGUGUCCAGUUCUAUGUGAUGAUGCUGGUAUUACGUGAAAGUUGGUCUCCUUCCAUUCGUACAGGGAUCACUAGGGUAGCAAAACUGUGAUCUAUGAACUGAGGGUGCUUUCUCUGCUGCAUGACCGGGCACAAGAGGAGUCGUGUUGCAGUGCUUACGAGUUCCCAUUCAUGGGAGAAGAAAAGCCUUUGUACUCCAUGAAAAAUGUGAUGCUAAAUAUAGGAUUGUCUGGCAGCAGAAAUUAAAGCUGAAUUCAGCUUAGUUUUACACCUGUGACGAAGUCCACUUACUUCAUGGAGGUACCUUGAACUGACACCAGCUCUGUGGAAAUCAGAACCUGGCCCAGCAGACCAGGUGCUAUAAGGAGCCUUCCUGCUUUCCAAGGAAAGUGAGUCGUUAGCACCUUUGAAAAGCUGACUACAUCUGUCUGACAAUCAAACCGAAUCAACAAAUCUGCUGAUCACUUCCUUAAAAAGAAAAAAAGAAAAAAAAAAAAUAAUAUAAAAAAAACACAGACCAACAACAGAACAAAACCCACUGGGCUAUUAAUCAUAUGUAUAGGGGAAUAGCUGGAAAUUUCAGAAUUUCAGUACCAUUGCAAGCCAGUAUGUUACCAUGCAACUGAACCACAUCAUUUUCUCUAUCAGAAAGAAGCAGGGAAAGAGCAGGGAUCCAGACUGCACAGCAGUGAAUACACGCACCAAAUAGAAAUGUUUCUGCUAUUACUUUACCACUUCUUUCUUCCCUGAAUAAAGAUAGAUGCAGGAUAGUAAGCAGCAAGCCAUAUAAAACUUGUAACACAUGCUUUAUGGGAGAAACAGAUACUAGGAAUUGACAUAGUACUGCUGGCAGGUACACAUAGCUUUCCUGAAUUUUGAUAUUGCAUAUUGCUAAGUGUAACAUAAUUUAUAGUGCGUGCCCUCCGGCUCCCCCCAAGGUUGAGUUUCCCCUCAUUUCCUCUCCUUUUUAUUGGCUUCAGUGCACUGUUGCCCAUGGCAACACCCACCGGCAGUGAUGGGAAUUCAGCACCACCGCAACCUGACAUACAGUUGAAGCUCUAACAAUGUCAACCAUCAAUCAAGUGACUGUUUGUAAUUGCCUCCAUCUAUUUCUCCUGUCUUUUGGUAUCUUUGCUAUUGUGGGUCAAAAUUCAGAAAGUGCUGACUAAUGUUAUGGUUCCGUUCCUCCAUCACAAGGAAGAAAAUGAGAGCGCACAGUUAGAUCUUUAUCAAAUUGUUCUCAGGAAAAAUGAAGCAACCCUGCUGAAAUCACGGGGUCACACUGGUGUAUCGCAGAACAGAAUUUGAUGUCUGAAAGUGAUACAGCUCAGUCUUAAAAAUAUAUAUAUCUUAAAGCAUGCUAAAUGUUUUUUAACACAGUUAAGGCAUCAAUGAAAGACUUGUGCAUCUGAGAGAAAAAGAAAAUCCUUUAUGGAAUUCUUUGUCGGGUAAAGAAGUAUAUUCCGAGUUUCUCGUAUUUAAGAUACUGGAAAACAUUUUUUAACUAGUGCUUACUAUCCCAAGACAUACUCAGCACAGACGAGAUGACUAUGGGUUAGGAAAUCUGAAUUCUCCUUCUUUGACUUGUUUCCCUGCUGACUGCACGAGCACAGAUGAAAACCCAUUGAAAUCACAUUAGUUCUGUGGCUGCAUACAAAACAAAGGACCAGCAGAGGCAAGGACAAAGGAUACAAGGCAAAGAGGACAGAGAACCCGCUGUUACCCAGCACAUUGCUAGUAGGGUGCUGCCUAUGUGGCCUUGCCUUGGAGAUGCCCACCACAGGCUGUUCUGGCUCAGCAACAGAAGAGUCCUCCCUUUCUUGCCCCUGCCAUUAGUGGAAAUUUUGCCUUGAAUAGGGACUCAAGUAUUUGCAACUCCAGUGCUAAAAUGCAGUGAGCAUGAGGCACGUCCAUAGGGUCACAGGGCCUGCGUUCUCCCCCAGAGGUGCUUUCAGCCAGUUCAGCUGCAAUGCGGUUCUCAAAACUAGUUCUGGACAGGCAGCAAUUCCACUCAGGAUUCCUACCUGUGAGACCACUAACCAAAAUCAACCCUUCCUCACCAAAGAAAACAGGUCUAAAUGCUACAGCAUCACCUAGGGCCAUCAGCAGGGAGCUUAGUGUUCAAGGCCUGUUUGGUUUGGAGCAGGCUUCAAACUGCAGGUGCACCUUCUUCCCCACUGGCCGGGAGGAGCCACAAGGGCUUCCCACGGAAGCCCUUUAGAGGCACCCAGCAAUGAGACAGGAGGCCCGCCAGGUGCUGCCACUGUGUGCACCUUGCUCCCGGGGAGCUGCGCGGAGCCAAAGGGCUUUGGUGGCAGAGAACAGGAGAGGCCCUGGGUGCAUCCUCCUGGGUUAAAGCACGCCCCUGCAACACGACACUGUGACCCCAGCAGGAAACCCAACACUGUUUGAAGCAAAGAGCACCUGGGCCAGAGGCUCUCCUACACAUCAGGUAGAAGGAGGGUUUCUCCCCUCCCACAAACAAGAUGGGCAAGAGGUAGGUGUCUUUGGCCAUAGGACAACCAGACAAUUUGCCCUGAAAGUGGACCAUCAUUUUGCCUUUCUCCCAGCCUGAGACCUACAGGCAAAAGAAAACUUCCUCACUUGAUCAAGACCUAGACAUCUGCUUCUGGCAGGACACAGUUUUGUGUCACACACAAGGUUAGGCAGCAGAAGCUCACAAAUGUUUAAUUUGGAUGCCUAAUGUGGCAGUUAGGCACGUAACUCCCCAUGUAGCUCUGUCAUAGCUCUUACUUCUUUGCUGGACCAGGGAUCUUGCUGAGAAGGCCAUUAGUAUGUUUUGUGUCCUGCGGAAAAUGACUAUAGAGUAGAGGAGCGCGUUUCUUUUUAGCUCAGGUAUUCAUUCAGAUGGUGUCCUUGGUACAGCAGCUGCAUUUUCCGGACUGUUGUCCUUGCUAAUUGCUCCUUCUUAUAGUGCACUGCAAUUUCAUAACGUGCCUGUAGUUAUCAGCAAAGCCAAUACUAGUACUCACAAACUGUUUUUGAAAACUGCAACCAGCAGUGCCUAAGAUCAUUUUUAACAUUUAGACUAAUUAAUCCUAGUAGAAAAAUUGGAGUUUUUCAGCCUGCAGGCCAAAUAUUUAUUUUCCCUCCGUAUGAUUAAACAAGUUACGGACAGUUUAUGCACUGAGUACAGAUUAGAACAGGUUUAUUUCAAGGCUACAUAAAACGUGUUAACAGACACUUCCAAUGCUGAGAAUGUUCCGGGCAAGAAAAUGUAGAGUGUAACAUUUUUUUAUUGGCUUUUCCAAGAAACUGACGAUUUUAAUAGUAAAACCGUGUGAAUGGUUUCUAAGAAAACAAUGAAAUUUGAGGUAUAAAUCAGCUGAGAGUCUCCAGAGAUUUUCAUUACUUGAAUGGGACAGUAUUGGAAUAUAUACUGUGUAUCACUUGUUACCUUUUCUUUCUUGGAUCACCUUGUACUUAAUUACCAAUUUAUAAGCGUGUUGGACGCUGUGUCUUACAGCUGUGUGGGGAAUACCAUUGUAAGCUUUGAACCUUCACGUACGGGAAACAACUGACACAUGCAUAGAAAUAGCGUGUGUAUUCUCUAUUGCAAGUGUACCCUACAUACUUCCAAAAACGAAUACUGAGAAAGACUUCUGCCUCCUUUUCCUUUUUGCAUUUUAAGAUAAUUACCCUCAUUGUUUUGCUUUAGUAGAUCAAACAAUGCUGAUUCAGCUUUUUACAGCAUGUUUUUGAAAUUAACAACUUGGUUUUACUGGUCUCUCUAAAAAAAAUAAUAAAUCACUUUAAUGGUU
This is a messenger RNA of Oxyura jamaicensis (ruddy duck), 7727 nucleotides long. It is a transcript of the gene PDE11A, whose product is annotated as phosphodiesterase 11A. Gene Ontology annotation, molecular function: protein binding; 3',5'-cyclic-nucleotide phosphodiesterase activity. Gene Ontology annotation, biological process: signal transduction. The transcript is spliced from 22 exons. The record is from RefSeq and is a predicted model, not a curated record. NCBI's taxonomy places the organism in Eukaryota, Metazoa, Chordata, Aves, Anseriformes, Anatidae. Bases 150 to 2819 code for a protein of 889 amino acids.